Didymodactylos carnosus is the source of this 378-nucleotide messenger RNA. Lineage: Eukaryota; Metazoa; Rotifera; Eurotatoria; Philodinida; Philodinidae. The record is from the annotation of a GenBank genome assembly.
AUGUCUUCAACACUAAUUAUAAAACCUUCAAUCUUGUCGACAACCACACCUCUUUCAUGUAUAUGUCCGAAUAGUAGUCGAAAUCUAAAUAGAGUUGCAAAUGCGCGUAUUAAUCAACAAGUGGUAGUAGACGAAACAUAUCCAUCCGCAUUUACACUAGUCAUUGUUGGUAUUUCACUAAUUAUUUGUGCUCUUAUUGGCAAUAUUCUUCAUAUUGUCUUUGUAUUGCGUUUACAAAAAACAUAUGUUAAACAACCAUUAAAUAUUAUAAUAACACAAAAUAAAUCAACAACAGCUUCAAAGAGAGCAUUGAGUCAAUCAAGUUUAAUAAAUACAAAUUCAGUGGGAUUAUCUACUAGUAUCACAAGUCUUUCUUGA